Trichobilharzia szidati is the source of this 3659-nucleotide messenger RNA. The record is from the annotation of a GenBank genome assembly. Lineage: Eukaryota; Metazoa; Platyhelminthes; Trematoda; Strigeidida; Schistosomatidae.
UACUACUAUUGUAUUUGUCUUAAGCAUUGUAAAUAUGAAGAGCAAAUAAUAUUUAAUGAAUGACAAACAUUUGACUGUAUCAUAAAGGUAUAUCUUGCUGCAAUGUGAAUAUGAUUAUAAUUACAAAGUGUAUUUGUUGAGUGAAUCUUAUUACUGAAAGUUGAAUUCCAACGUUAAAGUGAAAUACACAAGCUCAACAUAUAACACACCUAUUUUUCCAUAUAUUACAUUCAAUAAAAAAAGAGAAGAAAAGUAUACAACAACAACAAAAAUGAAAUUUAAAAGUACUUCAGUGAGUUAUACUACAACUGAUCCAGUCGCCUUGGAGACGUUGAAGAAAGCACAGGAAAUGCAGUUGGACAGCCAAUCUAAGAAGCAUUUAUUCCGUAGUCACAAGUCGAAAAAAGACUCAUUACCUGAACAACCGAAUAAUAGUCUACAAAGGCGAAAGUAUUCUUUAUCAACACCAACAGAAUUACAAGCUAUAGCGGAUGAAGAAACUUCAAAAUCUUCAGAUACACUACAGAAGGGUCAAAAAAUGAAAGAGAAGAAAAAAUUCUCUCUUCGGAAGCUGAUUGGUAAAUUUGACGAUUCGUCGAAAUCAUCUAUCAACGGGAAAUUGAACAAAAGUCAAUCAGAUGAAUUACUGCAUAGAAAAAGUGAACAAAUGCAAGCAGAAUUAGAUUUAGUGCAUAAAUUAAUGCAUUCACCGGAAGAAAUGGGUUUAGACAAUGAAUGUAGUAAAGAUCAUGAAACUGAAUGUUAUGUACAAACAAUCUAUGAACCGUGUUCAUUGAGUAGAACAGCUAUUAACUUUGAUCGUCUAUUACGUCGUAUUGAUACAACAAAUGCACGCGUCACUACACUGAUCAAUCUUUCUACUACUGCUGUCCUGGCGUCAGAUAAAAGUGCUAUCAACUUUUUAGUCAAUAGUCUGAAACGUAUGCGACGUAAACAAGGUCUGUCGAUCAAUGAAGCUGAUGAUAUAAUGCCGACAUUUUUAAAAAAUCCGCUACUUUUAUUACGUUCCAGAAAGAAAAAGCAUAAAAGUGAGAAUGGUAUUAAUGGUGGUGAAGGAAAACUGGCGACAUUCACUUUAAGUUAUCCUGAAGACGAUGAUGACGGUGAUAAUGAAGACGGUGAAGAUGAUGAAACUGAUAGAGAUGAAGCACUUGAUGACAGAGAAAUCCUAUGGGAAAUGAGUAGUGUACAGAUAAGUACUGAUUGUUCAACAAGUGACAGUGAUGAUGAAGGUCCAACACCUGAGUAUGUUUUAAAUUUAUCCAAACAAAUACGUAAAACAGAAGGUGUGCGAUUGAAACAGAACUUACGCUUAAUACGUCAUAAGAAAUCAUCAACAGCAGCAUUGAAUAGUGGAGUAGUUCCAGGAGGUAAAAAGACCUCAAUCAAUGUACCGCCUCCAUUAAAUCCUCUAGCGCAUAAUCGUAAUGAUAUGCUUAGAGCACAUGCAACAGUACCAAGUGGUCUAUGUCAACAAGGACGUAAAGUAUCAUCAUCAUCUAUGAUGUCAUCAAGUGGUUUACCGCAUUUCGAUGGAAGUACAAAAUCAACACCAACAUUACCAUUUAAUUUACUUAGUCUUACUGGACAAUUAUCCUGGCUUAUCUCUGAAUACAUUGAACGUGGUAGUUCUACAUAUAAAUGGGCAACUGAAUUAAUUAAUUCAAUCGGUAAAAUGUCAGUAACACGUUCAACAUGGUUAAAUGUUCAUCAACAGUUAAGAGAGACAACUGAAUUAUUAUAUUCACAUCGUGAUCAAUUAAUUAAAAAGAAUUAUGCAUUAUCUGAAACACCACAAGGUGAAAUUGCAUGGAAUAAAUUACAAGCUGUUCAUCAAGGCAUUCUUUACGGGGAUUUAAACUCGAGUACAAUUACAACAGAUCGAUUGAAAACACUGUGUAAAUCAUUAAAAGUGAAUAUCAAUAAUGGUGAUGACAUUCGUACUACCAAUGAUAAUAAUAAUAAUAAUAGUAAUGCGAAUACAGAAAGAAGAUUAGUUCAGUUGUCAUCUUUACUAGAGAAGAAAUUACAUUUGGCAUAUUUAUGCGAUUUAUUAUUAUGGAAAGCGCAUAAACUCAUAUUAGCAGAUCAUGGUAAUAAUGAUGAAGAUGUAGCCAAGUGUCAGCUGAUGGAUUUCCAAAUACGUCUGCUGGAAUUACAAUUAGAUCAGGCCAAUGGACAGAAUUGGUCGCCUGAAUUAAUGGACUAUAUGGUUUGUUGGAUGAGUGAUAUUUGUGAAUGGAAGGCAGAAUUCCAACCGAACACUUCAGAUGUUGACUAUUUUAUAUGGAAUGAAUUGUAUGUAUUUAAAAAUUCUGUUCAAAAUCUACUUGACUUAGUGAAAACACUGACUUCGUGUAAACUGAUCCGAUCAGCACUGGAUGAAAAUGGCAAGAAUAUGGUUGAUCAUAAACAGAGUAUUGCAAGCAGUAGUGGUGGUGGUAGCAGUGCGCUAAAUUCAAACACUUCACUGACAGAUUUAUCCUUAAAAAGUCAAUCAUGUCGUUCUCAUCACUAUCAUCCACAUCAUCAUCAUCAUGGGCAAGGUGAUUUUCGUACUCUAGACGCUGAUCGAUGUUCACGUUCAUAUGCUGCAAUGAUUAGACAAAUACAAGAACAUGCUAUGAAAAAUAGACCAUUAGGCUAUUUCGCUGAACGUGCUUUAUACGAUAUUGCUGUUGAGUUAGGCUGUCAAGUGGAUUGGGAUGAAAGAUUUCAUAGUUUAAGCAAAGAAUUACUGAAUGCUUGGAAAGAAUGGGAGUUGAUUAUUCAAGAGAAAGUUGAUCGUGAUUUCUAGUCUUUUAAUUUUGUUAAUAAAACCACAAACACAUUCGAGUAUUGGUCAGCUCUUCACAUACUCCAGUCUCUCAUUAAAAUAAAAGAAGAAGAAGAGAAAAACAAUAAACAACGAGAAGGUAACAUCUGUGCAGGCAGCCAACCGUCAACAGAGUCAGCGCCAGCCUCAGUAAACCUACCUUCACUUAUUACAAUAUUUUUGUGUCAUAUUCAUUUUAAUAGAAAAACACUAUACUACUAUUAUUGCUAUUACUACUACUACUACUAGUACUUACUUAAUCAAUGACAUCUAUUUUUCUAACUCAAAAAGAGAUUAAAAAUAUAAUUUCAUCAAACCCUUCAUUUAAGAGAACAUAUAUAUAUAUAUGUUUAUAUGCACUGUAUAUGAUAUCAAACAUCUUAAAUAAUGAAUAAUGAGAAUACUGAAAGAUUUGAUUUCCUCUCUCUUCGUGCAAAAUAAGAAAUUAUUGUUGAGUGGUAAGCAGAACAACUCUUCACUCUUUGUGUUCAACUGUUUUGCGUGUAUUGCCUAGAAAUUCUCGACCCUCUUGAUUUCUGGUAAAAACAACAACAACAAUAGUCUUAUUGACAAUUGAAAUUUCCAAUUCGCAUCUUAGUAAUGAAAACUUUGUUUAGCUGAUUACUUCUCAUGACCAAUAUUAUAUUUUUUCCGUUGCAGACACCCGUUUUACCUUAAACAAUAUACACUUUUAUCAUUGUACGCUCUAUUCUGUACUGCUAUUUUUCCACUCGAUGUAUCUCUCUGUUUUUUUUUUCGUUUUAUUUGUUUGUUAACUGUCAGGAAGUGAAUGUUGAAAAUAAAAUUUUGACUGAAGGAAAAA